AUGUUUAUCCAUACGGAGUUUAAGCAGUUUGCUGUCAUAAAACGCCAAGUGGUGCAAUUUAUCCGAAUGAUUUCGCUUCGCGUGCCUUACAACCGGCUGAAAAAAUUCACAAUUGUUCGAGAGGCCUAUCAGUUAUCUUUGAUGUCAAGAAAUUUCACCAGUAUAUUUGGGGCAGUUGUUUUAGAGAUCCAAACUGAUCACAAAUUGUUGAUGUCGUUCUUGGAUGAAUCCAAGGAGAUCCAACAAAUGUAUUCACCUAGAAUGCAACGGUGGACACUAAUCCUUAGUGCUCAUGAAUACAAAACCUGUUACAUCCCAGGCCCUAACCAUUGUACGGCGGAUGCCCUGAGUCGGUUACUGCACGCGACCCCUGCAGGGUCAAUAGAGGCACCGGUGAAGUUAGUUCCUUUGAUGCAGUACCUCGACAGUACGCCUUUGAAAAGUGACGUCAUAUGUCGAUGGACCGACCAGGUACCCAACCCAGCCCUCGUGAUACGAAGCACGAAGCUGGACUGGCCUAGUAGAAUUCCGGCUGAUUUGAAACCUUUUGGACUUCGCAGACAUGAGUUGAAUAUACAAGAUGGUUGCUUAUUUUGGGGCUCACGAUUGAUUCCACUAUCAAAAGUGUGCCCCUUCAUUCUAAAUGAACUUCACAAUGGACAUCCAGAUGUUGCCAGAAUGAUGGCUAUUGCUAGACGCACG
Molecule: messenger RNA, 702 nt
Organism: Dicrocoelium dendriticum
Lineage: Eukaryota; Metazoa; Platyhelminthes; Trematoda; Plagiorchiida; Dicrocoeliidae
Source: the annotation of a GenBank genome assembly